AUAAAUUAAUUAAAUCGCAACCUAAAAUGUUGGAAGUAACAGUAAAAACUCUUGAUUCACAGAACCAUUCAUUUUCUGUUCCGGAUGAAAUCACUGUAAAAGAAUUCAAAGAUGAAAUUGCUCCUGUUUUGAAUAUUUCCGCAGACAAGCAAAGAUUAAUUUUUUGUGGCAAAAUUUUAAAAGAUGACAAAAAGCUCAGUGAAUAUGAUGUAAAUGGCAAAGUAAUACAUGUUGUUCAGAGUCUUCCUCCAGCACAAGGAAAUAAUACAUCAUCAAAUGGUUCUACCAGCACAUCAACUACAACAAACCCUCGAUCCCAUCGAGAUGCUGCUGGAUUUUUGCUCGGUGCUUUUACUAUACCACAAGAUGUUGUUGAUCCUGCACAGGUGCAGAAUAUUGUUCAAGAUGUUGUAUCUGGAAUGGGUGAAAUUGGAAGAAAUGCUACUGUCAUGUCGAGAGCAUCAGAUGAUGGAUCAGUCGAUGUUCACAUUAAUUUAGGCCGAGUGCCAGUUCAGGUUCCUCUUCAAAGUGAAGCCCAAGUACGAAUGAAUCGAGUUCGUCACAUGCUAAAUCGUGCUGAGUAUUUGUUGGGAUCAAUUGAAGAGAUGACCAAUUCAAAUAAUGAGAAUGUUGCUGAUUCUUCAUCUCAAACUGAAACUGAUGCUGAUGAAGUAGAAAUAGAUCCUCCAAGUUCAAGUACUUCAGAUAUUCCAAAUGGUUCAGAUGCACCUAAUGGAUCAGAUGCAAGCAAUUCAGAUGACUUUACAGAAAUAAGAACACGCAUCAAUUCACAGAUUAAUUCAGAGCUAAAUAUGGAUGAGACUCCUGGCCUUACAUCAGGCCCUGAAAGAUUUAGAUUUGAAGGUCUUGCACAUGCUGCACAAGCAGCCAUUUCUGCAGCUUUUGCAACUGCAGCUGCUGCAGCCAGGGCUGCUACUGCUAGUGUAGCCACUCCUGCAACAUCAACUGCUAGUACCACAGCACCAUCAGGUUCUGAUUCAAUGGAUGCUGCACCAGCUGAAAAUGUUGCAGAUUUCCUUCCAACUGAAAUUAUGUCAACUGAUCCAACUGUUAUAUCUAUGAAUUGUCUGCCAACUGAUGCUGAAACAGCUGCUCAGGAGCCAGCUCAAGCAGAAAAUGAAUCUACUUCUAAUAGUCAUCAUCCUCUUUGUCCCCUGUCUUCAACAAGAACACCAUCUUCCAAUGGACCUGCUUCAUCUUCACGCAGAGGACCUCUUAUCAUACAACCAAGUGUACAGACUUUAGCAACUCUAUUGGAGGAUAUUAUGCGAUUGAAUACCAGAAUGCAACCAUGUCUUGAAAGGUGUAGAGAUUUAAUCAGGAGUGAUCCUACUUUAAGUGGAAGACCAUUAGUGGAUGCUCAUCGUCUAUUUAGUCGUGUAUCUCAACUUAUGCAUUUUCUAAGCCAUGCAUAUCACAGUCUGAGUGAUCUACACAUUAACUUCAGUCAACCUCCUCCUCGUAAUCCACUUGUGCGAAUCAUAUCAUCUUCACCCAGCCCAAUACUUCAGGGACUUCCCAUGCAAGCUCAGAUUAGUAUUACUACUUCUAGCGGCACUUUGCCUAAUUCAAGUCAGAGCACUACAACUACUGCAACUGCAAAUAAUGCUAAUACUAAUAACGAUGCUGCUCGAACUGCUACUGAAACUCGGCCAGUCCCUGCACCAAGAAUUAAUCAAAGUCCUCUUGUUACAUCUGUCACAAGUUCUACUACUAGUAGAAGUCCUCUUUCUACUCAAAGAGGUCAAAAUCCUCUUGUCUUCAUGGAAGUAGUAUCCCCUUCUACAACUAUUGAUAGUAUUUCUUCGUGUUUAGUACCUCCUUCAAGUUCAUCUACUCCUGCUUCUGAAACUACUCAGACUCCACCUUCUGUAGCAACUUCAACUUCUACAAGAGAUGCUCCAUCAUCGCAGAACAACGAAACUGCUGACGCUCCAAGCAGCUCACCUAGAAAUUCAACUCCUAAUGCUACCCCCACAUCUUCUGGAUUAAUUCCUUCUCGCAUUUUGCCUAUUCGUAGUAUAAUUCCUGUACCACUGUCUUCAGUGGCAGGUUUGCACAGUUUUGACUCUGGAUUACCAUGCAGUUCUGUAUGGGCCUUGGAACCUUCACGGCGACGACAUAAUGCUGGAAAUGCAAGAUCUCAGCCAAAUUCUCAACCUACUGUGAAUCCGAAUGCUCCAGGGCGUCAAGAAGAUCAAUUGCAACAAGUUAUUAACAAUAUUAUGAUGUCUUUGAUAAAUCAUGCUCCUUCACAAAGUGGCCAAUCAUCCCCAAAUGUUGCUGUGUUUACUGCACGUGGUGAUGAUUCGGGACCUAGUGAGGGUAAUAAUGCAUUGUUUAAUGCUAUCAGGGAAGUAACUCAAGAAGCCUCAAGACAGGCUGUCUUGCGUCAAAAUGCCACUGGGGCAGCUUCAACUGGCUCAACUACAUCUCCAUCCAAUGAGGGAUAUAAUGAAACUAUUCAAUUAUUAAAUACUUUAGAAAUAGCCAAUAUGAAAGUUGCGGAGAUUCUGAGGUCUAUAGAAUUCAGAAUGGAAGGCGUUUUGGGAGACUUAAUUGUAUUGCUUGCCAAUCAGUUCAGUUUAAAAGAUAUUGUUGAUAUCUCACAUGGAAGAUAUGCAUGUUUGGAUAAAAUUCAGCGUCCACUUCAAGUGUAUUUAGAAUGUAAUGUCCUGCUUGGUGAAGAUGCUACUCCAGCUAAUGUUAAUGUUGGUGUGAAACAAAUUGCAGUGGAUAUUUUAAACUGUUUGAAAUCAUUUGUGAGUGCAACAAGAUCUCGUUGUGGAAUGGAUUAUUCAGUAGCCUUAUCUAAUUUUGUUCACCAAAGUAUUCACAAGUUGCUCAUGGUAGUUCUUAACAAAUCAGCAACUGCACCUGACACCUUUCGCACGCGGCUAGUUCAAACUUUUCAGAAAAUUUCAAAGGAUUUUCUUGCUUUAAAUGAAAAGUAUUCAUUUAAUGCCAAUUCAAAUUUGGAAGAUUUUGUAAGAGAACUUAUAGAUCCUUUGACAAGUGCUAUUGGCCAUUCAUAUCGUGGAACAAUCAAUUUAUGGAUAAUGAAUACUAUGCAAAGAUUCAUGAGAACAUUUGGUCCUGAGGGUUUAACAUCCAACUCAGCACAAAGUAAAAUUGAUCCAGACGAACCUAAAUCAUGUGCUCCUGAUCAAAACAGAGCUGCCAGAAAUAUUGCUGGAGUGCGAAGGAGAAACUUUGUAGAGGCAUUGGGUGUCAAUGAAGCCUUAGCUAGUGGUCUUACAAACACUAGAUCUGCACCAACUUUGGCAGCAUUUGCUCGCAUUGCUGAACAGACCAGUGCCCUUCUCAGAAACAAUGCUCAGUCUAGUGAUAGCAAUUCUCAGCCUCGCAGCUUGAGAGAAAUGAUAAUAAAUUCUGAUUCUUGGCAUAAUGCAGUUCCAACUAAUUGGGUCCCUAUAAUUGCCAGAGAUGUGCAACGUCAGAGGAGACAAGCUGCCCAAGCACCUUUUAGUAAUGCUUACUUAAGUGGUAUGCCAUCCAAAAGAAGGAAGAUAAUGACAAAUGGCAACACAACUUUGCUGGAAUCUUCCAACAAUGCUCUAUCAGAAAUGCUACUGCAAGCCAUAAGCAGUGCCAAUGUUAAACCUACAUCUAACAUGGAAGAACUGAAAAAGGAUGCAUUGCAAAAUUCAACUUUACAGACAUCGUUCAAUAAGCACAUGAAGAAUGCUAUUCAAGAAAGACUGCAACAAGAUCUUGAUUACUGCUCGGAGCGAUUCCCUAAUUCUGAAAAAUAUUUUAAAUAGAUCUCCCUCCCUGCACUGUAUACUGUCACUUUCUUCCUAUGUUCACUAUUUGGGAUCACAGGGGAGAUCUAAAUUAUAAGUUUUGAGAUGUGGCAGUCUUUUUUUUUUAUUUUGUCUCUUAACGAGUUGUAAGAUUUUUAUUUUGUCUGAACUUGAUCUAGCAUUAUUCGACUCUCUGGUCACACUGCUGUAAUUUUUCAUAACUUUAAACACUUUAGAUUAUAGUGUACUGUGAUUUUUGUGAGUUUUUAAGUGUUUUAUGUAACUUUUGAGCUGAUGUGAGUAUGAGAUCAGUUAGAUCAUGAUUGCAAUCUCUUUGUAACUGACUAUGCAAUUUCUAGUAUCAAUAAAAUAUUAUGUUAAUAUCA
Messenger RNA from Argiope bruennichi, 4174 nucleotides. RefSeq names its product large proline-rich protein BAG6-like. The transcript is spliced from 26 exons. Lineage: Eukaryota; Metazoa; Arthropoda; Arachnida; Araneae; Araneidae. Gene Ontology annotation, molecular function: polyubiquitin modification-dependent protein binding; misfolded protein binding. Gene Ontology annotation, cellular component: BAT3 complex. Bases 27 to 3806 code for a protein of 1259 amino acids. The record is from RefSeq and is a predicted model, not a curated record.